CCAUUAUGUCUGAGGACUUGAACAUCCUGUCCUCAUCCAUCAACAGGGAUGGCAAAGAGCUGCAGGAGAUGACAGAUAAAGAACAACAAGGACAAUGUCCCAGAAUCGUCUCCCCCGUGUCUCCUGCUAGGCUUCACUGCUGCUAUGCAGUGAUCAUCGUCCUCACUGGAGCUGUGAUUGCACUUUCUGUGGCUCUGUCAUUGUCAGUUGUUCACACUGAACAUUAUAGCCUGGGACAAGCGUAUGAGGGAGUGCAUGGCGUCUCCUUCUUGUUGAUGGGCAUCUAG
This is a messenger RNA of Microtus ochrogaster (prairie vole), 287 nucleotides long. Its product is annotated as C-type lectin domain family 2 member D11-like. Gene Ontology annotation, molecular function: natural killer cell lectin-like receptor binding. The transcript has 4 exons. The record is from RefSeq and is a predicted model, not a curated record. Bases 6 to 287 code for a protein of 93 amino acids. NCBI's taxonomy places the organism in Eukaryota, Metazoa, Chordata, Mammalia, Rodentia, Cricetidae. Gene Ontology annotation, cellular component: external side of plasma membrane.